Messenger RNA from Sus scrofa (pig), 2579 nucleotides. It is a transcript of the gene C1H9orf40, whose product is annotated as chromosome 1 C9orf40 homolog. The record is from RefSeq and is a predicted model, not a curated record. NCBI's taxonomy places the organism in Eukaryota, Metazoa, Chordata, Mammalia, Artiodactyla, Suidae.
CGCUUCGCAGUUGCUCACCAACGUCCGGCAGCACCUCGGCUGCAGUAAGGGCGGUGCACGAGGGCCGGGCUGGACCGGCCGCGCCCACCCCCUCCGCCCACUGCAUCUUCCAGCAGCCGUCUCGCGGAGACUUUGUCCUCGCCCUUCCUCUCGCGCCCCGCCCUCGCCCCCGCAGCUAUCGGUGCUCGGCCUCCCGCGCCGGGCGGGCUCCGCCCGAGCCUUCGGGACCCAUGGCCAAGCGGCGUGCGGCCGAGCCGCUGACGUUCCACGUGCCUUGGAAGCGGCUCCUGCUGUGCGAUUUCCCUGAGGAGCCGCCGCCGCCUCCACCGCCGCCGCUCUGGAUCCCGCCGCCGGGGGCCUCGCAUCCCAGGCAGCCCUUCCGCGUCCCAGAGCUUCCACGAAAGCGUAAAAUAGACGCGGGGGCUAUGACGGAACCUUCGGUUUCGCCCAGUAAGCGCCGCGACGGCGGGGACACCGGCGCCCCGGGGCGUGAGGGCCGCGGCCUGGAGACCGGCGAGCCGCCGCUCCUGCAGCCGCUUGUACGGCCCCGCGGGCCGGGGGAGGAGCCCCAGAGCGUCCGGCCCCCGAGCGGCAGUGGCGACGACGGGGCGGGGCGCGCAGAGCCCCAGCGGGGAGAAUGGGGGGCAGCACCGCGCCAGUUCAAUGAAGAAUUUUGGCAGUAUAACACCUUCCAGUACUGGAGGAAUCCUUUACCACCUAUUGAUCUGGCAGACAUUGAAGAUAUAAAUGAAGACAGCCUGACAGAAACAACACUUCAGGGCAAGAAUGAAGUGGUUGAGAUUGACAUGGAGUCCUGACAGAGGAGCUGAAAAAAUGGGUUUUUCUGAAUUUGAGGAGACAUGUCUAAGUGAAUUUAUGUAUUCUAAGGGAAAAAGUCAUUUUCCAUCUUGAUAAUGAUAUCAUUCCCAAACCUGUAAAAUGAAGAAAAGUUGUUUUAAGGAUAAAUGCCUGCAGUCACUACUGAACCUCUUAAUGGGGAUUUGUCAAGGAUAUAGUGCAGUUAUAGGGAAAGUAUUUUAUGUAUCCGUUCUUAAAGAAAAAUUUAUGUUAGGUUCUAGAUUUGAAGAUCUCAAUCUUAUAAAAAGGAAUUCUGAUAGUUUUAGAAAUAGAUGGGAACCAUUCAAAUAUCCCUAUUGUUGCACCAAAAAGUUAGUUUGUGGUACAUGAAAUGAAUAUUGUUUUAUAAUAACUUAUUAAUAAAAUACUUUCUAAUACAUUUUAUUGACUCUUCUUAGUUGAACAGAUAGCUUAAACAUCUAUGCAAACUUAAAAUGUGGGGAUUCUUUCUGAAAGCUGGUUUUGUUUUAAAAGAGCUUUCUAAAUGUAUAGUAGUGAGAAUUUCAAUUUGGGUAGCAUGUUUGCAUAACUUCCAGUAUUUAAUGUUUGUUAAAUUUGACUUUGGGCAAUCAAAAAUGGAUAAAGAACAAUGAGAAAUGAGUAGGUGCUUCCUUCCCCCCCUUCCCAGGAUAAGAAGGAAGAUAUUUUUCAUAUAUAUAUAUAUAUUUUUAAUUUUAAUUUCUUGGUUUUGAACUGCUUUGAGGGCAUGGUAUUUAUAGUUUUUGUUUUUAAGGGCUGCAUAUGAGCAUGUGGAAGUUCCUAGUGUAGGGGAUGAAUCAGAGCAGCAGCUGUCGGCCUGUGCCACAGCAAUGCCAGAUGUAAGCCAUGUAUGUAGCCUACACUGCAGCUCAUGGCAACCCCAGAUCCUUAUCCCACUGAGUGAGGCCAGGGAUAGAACACACAUUCUUGUGGAUACUAGUCAGGUUCAUUACUGCUGAGCCACAAUGGAGACUCUACAAAUAAAUUUGUAGUUUAUUACUUUAGACUCAUCAACACAGACAAUACUUCAAAAGUCUUUGCCUGGUCCCCCUCUUGAGAGAUACUCAUAAAACUGUUCUUAGGUGGACUUUGGGUGUAGCUUUUUUUUUUAAAAGCAUCAAUCCUUUUUCUUCCCAUUCCUCAAAUGUGCAUACAAGUUUGAAAACCACUAGACAAUGGUAGUUUUUCCUGUUUAAAGGAGAUAACUAAAUUGAACUGAAGCAAUGCCUCCUUAAUCAGCUUGGUUUUUAUUUUGCUCUGUGAUGGUUUUCUUACAGAUAAAUUAUUGUGUUGUUAUUACAAUUUCAUUGUUAAAUAAAGUAAGCAAUUUGUGUUUGAGUUAUGUGACUAUCAAUAAUUACUUUAACUUUUGUACUGAAUCCAGAAUGUUGGCUUUGUAAUUGACUAACUUGUCCUUGCUUGUACACUUUUGUUGUUGAUGAUAUUAGAUCUGAAAUUUAGGAACAAUGAUAAAUGCCAGUGAAAGAGAGGGGAAAGAAAAAAACACACCAAUGUUUUGUGUGUACUGAAGGAUUUAAGUAUGGGUUGACAUUAUUACAAAUAUUCUAGAACAGAAGACAAACUGUAUAAUAUUAGAGUUAAGGCUUUGGCGUCAGAUGUGGUUCAAAGUCUAUCCUGCCACUUUCUACCUAUGUAACAUUAAGCAAGUUAUUUCUUAUCUCUAAGUCCCAGAUGCCUCACUUGUAAAAUGAGAAACAAUAAAUAGUAUCUACCUCAGACUA